Molecule: messenger RNA, 429 nt
Organism: Ostertagia ostertagi
Lineage: Eukaryota; Metazoa; Nematoda; Chromadorea; Rhabditida; Trichostrongylidae
Source: the annotation of a GenBank genome assembly
AUGUCCGAGGAGGAUCGAUUGUCGCUGGAUGCUUUGCUCCGUGCUUGGAUGUUAUCGAUCCAUAUACUGGAUAAGUUUGCAAUGAGACAGGCCCCUCGAGGAGAUAUGGGUUUUAUCACUACACAACUACCGUACACCGGCCGAGCUGCUACUUUACGAAUCGGCCGUACUUUUGCCGAUUCGCGCUUGAACGCGAAUGCCACACAGAUCGCAGUCCCACAGAUGCCAACCUGGAAGAAGUACGCCCGAAUUGUGCUGCCACAUGUUGGACUCAUCCUGCUCUCGCUGCUCUAUGUCGUCGGUGGAGCAGUGGCUUUCUAUCACAUGGAACGACCCAAUGAGGCACCGGUCAAAGCUAUAGCAAGCAGUCGAUCCGAUGGAAAGCCCAGGUUACUGGUAGAAUCCACUUUACUGAAUAGAGGACGGUAA